GAAAAAUGUCCCUCUGUCAUUCCAGCAUCAUGCAAAACCCAUUUUCCCUUUCCCCUCGCUUCUCUGAAUCCUGAAUUCCUACUGUAUAAUUCUAAUUCUAUCUCGUGGUGGAGAUAGCAAAGGUUCACAUCCUGCCGACUUCAAAACCGAUUCAGCUAGUUCGUCCUGGGCCUUGUCUUUCAGUUGGCGCGAGUACGAUCUUCUCUUUUCCUACUUCGUACCCUCAACGUCCCCCUGGCUACUUCACUACCCGACGCCGGGUUCACCUUUGUUUCUCGCUGUUCGAUGGUGAGGAAUAGUCAGUGAACUUCACCUCAGCAAUGAUAAGCCAUCCAUAGAUACUUUUUUGGCAUCUCGACACAACCCUGCAAACGACCACAGCACCAUUUCUUGCCGUCCAGCAAAAAAAUUUCCCACCUGACAAGGCAUUUUUCUUCCGCCAGAAAAUCAUGCAGUGAAUGCCAUCCUAGCAAUUGUCAAGUCCGAUACCUCAAUGCGUAGCGAUGGCCCCAAACGAAUCAAGGGAAUCUUCACGGCCACUGGCCGACUACUUCUGGAUUGCCGGCCUGGACAGUCAACAGCUGGUGGAUGCCUUUUCCCAACCCAGACUAUCUUACGACUUUAAUGACAGCAACGGUAUUGAUGUGCCGAUAAAGGAGGAACCGACGACAAAUGACAAAGACGACCAAAAUUCGAUUCUUCAAUCGCCCCCGACUUCUCCCCACCACUCGAGACAUGAUUCAUAUCAAAGACUGUCUCAACUCUCGGACGAGGCUAGGGACGCUAUCCAGAGUUUGAAUGAUGUGGCGCAAUCACCGAGAAGCAACCGAAGCAGUAUGACCAUUCGACCGCCCGCUCCAAUUGGUGGUCCUCGCAUGUCAUCUGCCUUGAGUGAAGCAGACUUCGAAAGGGCAAUGAAAAGGUUUGCGACGGAUCGAGACACCUUUUUCCUCGACCUCAGUUUCAAUGCAUCAGAGACAGCCAAGCAAUCUCGGCCCAAGUCACGGCCUCAGACGCAGAAGAUUGUGCUCGAGGACGAACUGUCUCCCCUACCGAAUCGCAACUUUGGCAGCAUCCGCAGACACAUGUCCUUCAAAGAUAUGAGCAGCACAAAACGACAACCAUCCGUGGCGAGACACACCUCAACCCGAACAUCGCGCAGAUUGAGCAGCUACAAUUCGGUAAUACCUAGUCCAGAAAUGUUGCGCGUUCCUCCAGACGAGCAUCCAUUGACACGUAAAUUCGAGCCCGUACUAUUGGAGAGGUAUCCUCGCAAGUCAACGUUCGAUCACAUGAAAGGACGAGGGCCAUUUCCAGAAUAUGUGCCCAUGUUUGCAUUCCCUAACGAUAUCAAGGUCGUUUGCGCCGACUCCAGGCCUAGGUCGACGUGGCAUGAGUUUUCUAUGACCGCCUCCGACGGCUCCAGGAUAUUCGCUGUCCAAGUUACAUUGUGGAUCCCGGUGAGCCGUCAGUUGGCAUCGGACCUUGAGAAGAAAUGCGACGAGUGGAGGAAUGCACACAUGUCCGACGCGGAACGAGAACUGGCCUCUUCUCUCGAGGAGAGAUUGACAACUGAAAGUGCCAAGUUGUCACGAUUGCUGGCACAACUUCCCGAGGUAUCUCCAGACUCCCAAGAAAGAGAGCAGCUAGAGGAUGAUAUCAGUGCCGUCGAAGAGAAGAUCAGCAUGAUGGCUGAUAUGUUGCGACCGCUGCGGCACGGCUCGGUGACUGAUAUCCAAGGUCUGGGCAUUGGUGAAACACAGUAUUGGAUUCCUAGAGCCUACGGGAUCCUCGGAAAAGAGCCCUCAUCGAUCAAUUUCUGGCGACAAUGGUUGCGCGCUGUCGUGGUUCCCAUGACGGAUGGUGGAAUCCUCAGAGUUCCCCCCAGCUCACCUAAAGUCGGCAUGUGGCAACCUUUGGAACGUUACGUUUUUAGCCUAUGUAUGGAGGCCCCCAGUCCACUGUCCUCAAAAGUUCAAGUCCAGGUGUCGAUACGAGAACUCAAACUGUACGCGAAGAAGGAAGCUGCAAACGAACUGCCUGGCAGUCGAACAACCGAUCUGUACCCCUUGUUCAGAACACUCACUAUUCCCAACAUUGUAUUAUUAUUCGAAUAUGUCUUGGCCGAAUCCAGAAUCAUCCUACUUUCUUCACACACAUCCAUGCUUCAACUAGUCAGCAAAGCAAUUUUGGAUCUGAUAUGGCCACUUGAAUGGGCCGGGGUGUACAUUCCUGUAUUACCAUCACGACUUGUCCAGGCACUCGAUGCGCCUUGCCCGUACAUUUGUGGUAUCAACCGCAAGUACGAAAAGUAUGACCUGCCAGAAGACGACUUUGUCCUAGUUGAUCUCGACAAGAAUGAAUUGCAUAGCGUCGGGCCGCCACCGAAUUUGCCGAAACAACAAAGAAGGAAAUUGAUAUCCCUUUUACAUCAGGCGGCGCCGCUACAUCACAGCUUUGGAGUGGCACCAGGGAGCACGCCUUACGCGGCAGAGACUUUUCCCCAUGAUGCCUUCUCGGCGGAGAUCGAGACCCCUUUCACGGCCAUCGCUAAAUCGACAAAUUUAGAUAAGUUGGCCAGUUUGAGCUCGACGUCUUUCGGCCCACAGGCUGCUUCAGAUAUGAUUCGGCGUGCACCAAUGUUGAAUGUCUUCUUGAGCGGGGGGCCAACUCGGGGGAAGAGUAUCGAUCGGCCCAGAACAGCCUCAACUGUUACCGCCCGGCAGUCUUUCCACACGGACUCGGAUGGAAUGUCUCCCAUUAAAGGAGGCUUCUCCUAUGGCCUUGGUAAUGGAUCACCUCGCAACGAUUCAGGGUAUAGUUUACAAACGACUCUGCGAGAGAAGAGAUCAGGUCAUUUCGAUUCCAUGUCAAAACGAAGUUUCUCUGGAUCCACACACAUGAUAAGAAAGGCUAGUCUCCCCUUUGUACGACACAAUGCAAGUCCUUCGACAAUCUCAUCCCCGGACAUGCGCAGCGCAUCCACUUAUGCACCUUCUACGUAUGCCCAAUCUACUUUGGCCGCAUCGACGAUAAUGCCGCAUAUGCACGUCCACCAUGCAGCGACAAAUACAGAUUCCACGUUUUGGGUCGAAGGGCAUUGCCUGCAAUGGCGAGGAACCGAUGGGCCCUCAACUUGUGUUCUCUGUGAUGAGAAAGCCCAAGACGGCUACUACCGGUGCUCUGGGUGUGGAUUUGUCAUUCAUGACCGGUGCGCUUCUCUGAUCACCAUCGUCUGCUCGUCAGCCUUCUAUCCCGACCAGGUUCGAGCAGCAUUCGUCCGAUGCCUGGCAAGCCUUUUCUACACCUAUCGGAAAUUCAUGUAUCCCGCACCACCUCAAAAGAGAAAGCUCGGGGCUGUCUAUCAACUCGAAAGUGAAACGUUCAUUCGAUCCCUACCUCCCGAUCACGCAGCUUACAUGGAAAUGCUCCAACAAACACAAGCGUGGAACGAAUUUGUCAUGGAUCGCGAGGAGAACUCCACGAAACCUUCGGUAGCUCUAUUUGACGCCAUCAUCGCGGCCAAACGAGGACGAGCAGGGUUCAGGUCAUCUCUGUCAGGCCUUGGACGAAAGAGUCUCGUUUCGAGAUCAGUGUCUGGGAUCAUGAAGACCGACGUACUCUCUGACACGUCGCAACACCAGUGGCGCAUCAUCGCGAUACCAGGAGGCACUGAAAGACCAGAAAUCGGGUCGGCGGCAAAGGGGCGAGACUACCACAGCAUCAUCACACGAACUCCCGCCAAGCUGGAAGAUGGCUUGUUCAAGCAGGAGGAGACAGUUCCUGAUCUACCAGCGAUCAAGCCGAGGAAGUUAAGGGUCAGUACCGUGGCUGGGAAGAUGAACGGGCUCAGCAUGCAUGCACCAUGAUUUCAACUUUUACGACGUACAAAUUUAUCAUCGACAAAUGAACAAUCAUGACACCUUCCGCCUCGUCAAAAGAUUCCCUGUACUCAAAGCACCUCGUUCACCCAUGGAUGUCCGCCAUUGGAUGGCCAGUUGGCCUAGCACUGCUCUGCCCUCCCUUCUCAUACUAGAACGUAAUUCCUCGAGCCCUUCAGAUACAUCCUGUUCUUGCUCUACGAGGAAAGCUACUUGGAUAAUGUCUCUAACAUUCACGAAAGGGUUUUGAACUUCGACUCCAGCAUCCCUUUCCGCAUCCCAGUUAAGAGAUGUGGCUCUGAAAGGUGCCUUGGCCUGGAGUCGUGCCUCUUCAAGAACAAUCGAACUGUCGGACACAUUUUCGAGCUGAGCUUCCAGCACGUACCGAGCUAGAAUUGCCCUUCCAUAUGGGCCAUGGCUUUUAUCAGGAACUUCGACUGAUGGAAGCUCCGUUGCUUUCGUCCGCACGCUCAGACAUGGCUGAGCAACAAACUGGUACAACUUUCGAAAUGACCGUACCUUUCCACUGGUUGCCUGACCAUCGCCAGACGUUGUCUCUGUGUAUGAAACAUUGACUGCAAGGACAUGGUUGCCUUCCUCCUUGAGAUCGAAUUGGAUUAUUCUCUGUAGCGAUCUAUUGGGGUCUGCUUGGUCCUCUUCGGCAUCGGCAGCAAGGAGUUCCAACGGGACAGAUUGGGAUGGAGUCUGCAUUUCCGCGAUAAUCCUGGUGCCGGACACAGAUUUGAAAGUUCGGCCUGGUGGAAGUUCAUUGUUGGCGCAAAGUGCGCACGAAAAAGUCUCCCCUACAUGAGCUGAGCCAAAAGAAGGCGGAAGCCCAAGAUUACCGGAGAGGACGAACUCUUGGUCGGUGGUAUCGCUUGGAUAUGCAGCGGAAGCUGCUUGUGGUAUCUUGGUCUCACUCUCGCGUGGCAGCGGGUGUUGUUGGGCUAGUGAUGGUCGUGAGAGCCUAAUUUUGGAUGAGAACGGUGAUUAGAAAGAAAUGCUAUGAGUGACCUUGGGAGCACCAAAAUACCUUAGAACUAAUUGUAUUAGCACAAUAAGAAAUUGUAAUUGCAAACGAC
Molecule: messenger RNA, 4963 nt
Organism: Exophiala oligosperma
Lineage: Eukaryota; Fungi; Ascomycota; Eurotiomycetes; Chaetothyriales; Herpotrichiellaceae
Exons: 2
Coding region: 504-3869 (1121 amino acids)
Biological process (GO): regulation of Rab protein signal transduction
Cellular component (GO): cytoplasmic vesicle
Source: RefSeq, a predicted model, not a curated record